Molecule: messenger RNA, 1881 nt
Organism: Lodderomyces oxycetoniae
Lineage: Eukaryota; Fungi; Ascomycota; Pichiomycetes; Serinales; Debaryomycetaceae
Exons: 1
Coding region: 1-1881 (626 amino acids)
Biological process (GO): xenobiotic detoxification by transmembrane export across the plasma membrane
Cellular component (GO): membrane
Molecular function (GO): xenobiotic transmembrane transporter activity; antiporter activity
Source: RefSeq, a predicted model, not a curated record
AUGGUCUUAUUUGAGUCGAUAAAUAGAUUAGCCAAUCCAAAUACUGGUACCGGGCUCACGGGAAGCAGGCGCCGACGAAUAUUUGUGCCGCCCUCAACGCAACGACCUUUGUUCAUAUACGGCGACGGUGAUGAUCAAAGAUCUUUUUUAUCACUAAUUGAAAAUGGUUCUGAAUUUGAAUCUGAUCAGGAUGUUGCUGAUGUGGCGAGUGUUAGUACCUCGAGAUCAUUACCAGAUUCAUUGACUAGUGCACAAACAACAAAUGACCAGGAACUGUUUCAUACGUGGUUAGUGCAAGAACAUCAUCGACGCAUGUCUGAAGCGACUUCACAAAGUGAAGAUGAAGAAGAGGAAGAGGAAGGAGGAGAGGAUGGUGUAGGAAGAGGAAGAGGAUGGGGUGGCGGAGAAGAGAAUUGCACUCGAGAAUACGUCCAUGGAGGAAGAAGGCGAGCCAGUACAAUGUCAUCAAUAAGCUCUGAUUUUCCGAAUUUCGUCAAAUUGAGAACGAAUCCAGUUAGAGAAGCUAAAGUGCUAUUUCGUCAUUCCUCACCAUUGAUUAUUACAUUCAUUUUGGAGCACUUUUUCUCAGUAGUAUGUUUGAUAGUAGUUGGGAAACUAGGGACCAGCGAACUUGCCGCUGUGAGUUUGGCUACAAUGACCACUACUAUCACAUUUGCAAUAUUCGAAGGCACUGCAACUGCAUUGGAUACUUUAUGUCCGCAAUCUUAUGGAGCACGUAAUUAUAAGCUCGUGAGCAUAUUUGUACAACGGUGUUUUAUCUUUUCAUUAGUGUUGUUUAUUCCGUGUGGAAUUUUUUGGUGGUUUAGUGGGUCGAUUUUGAAAUUUGUAAUUGAUGAUCCUAUUGUUGUUGCUUUGACCACUCAGUUUCUACGUAUAUUGAUUCUUGGUGCUCCUGGGUAUAUCUUUUUUGAAAACGGAAAGAGAUUUCUACAAGCACAAGGAAUCUUUGAGGCUGGUACAGGGAUUUUGUUUGUUAGUGCACCUAUAAAUAUCUUCAUGUCUUGGUUUCUUGUUUGGAAUGGGAAAUUUGGAUUGGGAUACAUCGGGGCACCAAUAGCAACUGUCCUUCACUUUUGGCUCUUGCCUAUCUUGCUUGUUCUUUAUGUUAGAUUUAUUGAUGGUAAGAAAUGCUGGUUUGGAAUUGCUACAGUACAAGAGUUAACCAGUAAAUGGAAUCAGAUUAUCCACCUUGCUAUCCCUGGUAUAAUCAUGAUUGAGUCCGAGUAUAUGGCGUAUGAGAUUAUGACAUUGUUUGCAUCAUACUUUGGUACAAAGCCUUUAGCCGCACAAAGCGCGGUGUCUAGUAUUGCAUCUUUGGCAUAUAUGAUUCCAUUUGCAGUAAGUAUUGCUGCUUCAACUCGUAUUGCGAAUUUUAUUGGAGGUCAAAAUAAGACAGGCGCGGUAGUUGCUACAAAAAUAGCCAUGCUUGGUGGAUUAUUUGUGGCUACAAUCAAUUCAGUAUGCCUCUACACUUUUAGAAAGCAGUUGGCGCGGAUUUUUACCGAUGACACUGAAGUUAUCAGUUUGAUAGAGCAAUUAUUGAAUCCAUUAGUAUCGAUACUUCAAAUAUUUGAUGGUAUUGCGUCUGUUGAUAGUGGUAUACUCAGAGCUCAAGGGUUACAAAAGCUUGGAGGCUUUAUUAAUUUUGUUGCAUAUUAUGCAUUUGCAUUACCGUUGGCAUUAAUUUUAAGUAAGAUUUUGAAUUGGGGAUUAUUUGGAUUAUGGAUUGGCAUUGGGUGCGGGAUGUUUCUUAUCGCCAUUUGCGAGACAAUCCUUAUAUUGUUUACUGACUGGGAGCAAAUCUUGAUAAAAGCCGGUUUACUUUAUGAGUCGGACAACGAUGAUGAUAAUAUCUUUUAG